CGGAACGCGAGACAUAUGCGCAGUAAAGCCACGCAUGCGCAGUGUCAAGUAACCAUAAGUGAUUGUGAAAAGGUCGAUAUGUCGUGUGUGCCAGUUUUAGCAAUUUUGGGAUCUACAGGAUGUGGAAAAUCACGUUUGGCCAUCGAAUUAGCUUGUAAAUUCUUCGGAGAAAUUAUUUCAGCCGAUAGUAUGCAGGUGUACAAAGGCCUCGACAUCGUGACCGCGAAAGUAACGAAAGAGGAACAAGCAAAGGCGGCUCACCACAUGUUGGACAUCGUAGACCCUCUGAACCCUAGCUACACGGUGGUACAAUUCAGGGAUGCUGCCAUACCUAUUAUCAACGAUCUUCUCGCGAGGAGGAAGCUCCCGAUCAUCGUCGGUGGCACCAACUAUUACAUAGAGUCCAUCCUUUGGGAAGUUCUGAUGAACGACUCGAGGAUCGGCAAGGACGAUGAUGACCGGUUGGACGAGAAUGUGUCGCGUACGAAGAGGAUGAAGAUCGAGUUGGAUCGAUCGAUGACAAAGGAUAACCAGGAGCUUUACGAAGAGUUGGUUAAAGUGGAUCCGGAAAUGGCGAAGAGAUUUCAUCCGAACAAUAGGAGGAAGAUCAUUCGGUCACUUGAAGUGUUCGAGCAACAUGGUGUGAAGCAUUCAGAAUUGCUAAAAGCUCAAAGGAUAGCUGGUGGUUCUGGAUUAGGAGGUCCUUUAAGAUACCGCAAUGCCAUUCUAUUAUGGAUCAAUUGUGACAUGAAAGUCCUCGAGGAUCGGUUGGAGAGAAGGGUCGACGACAUGGUGGAGACCGGUCUGGUUCAGGAACUGCUUGACUUUCAUCGGAGAUACAACAAGCAACGGAUUAAGUCCAACACAUCAGUCGAUUAUACGAAGGGCAUUUUUCAAAGUAUCGGCUUCAAAGAGUUUCAUGAUUACCUUGUGUUGCCAGAAGAAGAGAAGGGAGGGAAAAAAGGACAAGAAUUAUUGCAAAGGGGUAUUGAUGACUUAAAAAUGGUCACGAAGAGGUACGCGAAAAAACAGAAAAAAUGGGUUAUGAAUCGUCUACUUCGUCGCAGUGACAGACAAGUACCACCAAUUUAUGUAUUAGAUUCUACCGAUGUGAAUCAAUGGGACAGUUGUGUAUAUGAACCAGCUGUGGCAAUAAUCGAAGCUGUGCUAAGAGGAGAAAAGCCUGAACAAAAACCUUUAAACGAAUCAAUAGAGAAUAAAAAAUUCAGUGAUAGUAGCAAUGAGGAAAGACACUUUUGUGAUAUUUGCGAUAGGAUAUUUAUUGGAGAAUUUCAAUGGAACAUUCAUUUAAAAAGUACAAAGCAUAAAAGAAUUGAAAAAAGAAAAAAGAAAUUGGAAGCACAAAACUAGGUAGAAAA
Molecule: messenger RNA, 1379 nt
Organism: Apis mellifera (honey bee)
Lineage: Eukaryota; Metazoa; Arthropoda; Insecta; Hymenoptera; Apidae
Product: tRNA dimethylallyltransferase
Exons: 9
Coding region: 16-1371 (451 amino acids)
Biological process (GO): tRNA modification
Cellular component (GO): mitochondrion
Molecular function (GO): ATP binding; tRNA dimethylallyltransferase activity; zinc ion binding
Source: RefSeq, a predicted model, not a curated record